AUGAAUGAUUCUUCCUUAGUUCCAUCUUUACCACUGUUACCGCCUUCCGAUGGAUCCUCUCCUGCUCCAACCUCUACCUCUAAAGAAUCAAUCAAAUCCCCCAUUGUUUCAUCUCCCGAUAAACCUGAUCUUCCUGAUGAUUCUGCAAAAUUAUCUCAAACUCAAAAAAUGCUUCAACAAUUAUUAAAAGAUCCUUUAUUGUCGGACCUAGCGAAAUUAAAUGAGGAAGGCAAUAUCAGCGUGGAAGAAGUAGAUACUUUGAUCGCUUUGGAGACUGGUACGGCAUUCGAGAUUAGGGUUGAGCGAGAAGGACUAGAGCCGAUUGAAAAGCGUGACCAAUGA
This is a messenger RNA of Acaulospora colombiana, 342 nucleotides long. The record is from the annotation of a GenBank genome assembly. Lineage: Eukaryota; Fungi; Glomeromycota; Glomeromycetes; Diversisporales; Acaulosporaceae.